CAUGGCAACCAUGACCCUCGGAACCCAGAACUUCACCAUGGCAACCAUGACCCUCGGACCCCAGAACUUCACCAUGGCAACCAUCACCACACAAACGGAGCCCAUAGUUCUGACCUCCAAAACGAGGCCGCUCUGGUCCCGGCGGUGGCGGCACUGGUCCUGGCUCAGCUGAACCCGGUCCUGGAGGGAUUCAACCGCUCCCUGCUCCUUCUGGAGCGGCGAAUGGGGGAGCUUGCCCAGGAACUGGCCCCUAGGAGCCCUGAGGGAGAGAGGGAGCCGGCCCGGGACCAGGCCCCGAGACCCGAGGCAGGGAGCCAGCAGGAGGAGGUGCAGGAGGUGCGCCAGCUGCUGGACAGCCACCGCAGUGCGGUGUAUGAGCAGCUGAACUCCCAGCAUGCAAUGCUGCAGGCCAACCUCGGCAGCCUCAGAAUAGAAGUGGACUUGAAGCUCCAGCGCAGCGAGGAGAUGAUACAGACCAGCAUCCAGGGCCUGAACGCCUCGCUGGUGGACCUCUGUGGCCCCCACGGGCUUGGGGAGGGGGCCAGGUGCCAGGAGCAGGGGGGAGGAGCCAGGGGCCAGGAACCCUCCCCCAGCCCUGCCAAGGAACCAGCCUGGACCAAACAUCUCAACACUCAGGUCAAGCUGAGCGCCCUCGAGGAGGACGUGAAGGAGGACCGCCGCUCGCUGGGGGCCCUGAGGCGCCGCCUGGGGGAGCUGGAGGAGCAGAUCUCCCAGACGGGCCGGGAGAGCCAGAUGAAGUUCAUGGAGACCGGUCUGGACGUGGAGGCCGCCCGCGAGGUGGUCCUGGGCCAGCUCAGGGAGCUGGAGGGGAACCUCAGCUCGGCCGCGCAGCAGGCGCAGGACCGCGACAACGACGUGGACUACCUGUUCAAGGUGCUCUACAACUGCACAGCCCUGAGGCACGAGGUGGCCCGCCUGGAGAGGGGCGUGGCCAACCUCACCCAGCUGGCCGAUGUGAAGCAGCCGGCCCCGGAGGAGGGGGCCCAGUGGGCGUCGCCGGUGAAGGAGCUCCAGCUGGGCCUGCAGCAGGUGCGGGACGCCCUGGUCCUGGAGCGCGGCGCCGGCGAUCUGGAGGAGAGGAUGCGGCGCCUGUCCAGCUCCUUCGGCUCUCUGCUGAAGGACGCCGGCCGGAACAGCGAGGUGCUGGAGGUGCUGCUGGGGGAGGACGUGCUGGAGUUCCUCCGCCGGCCCCCCGCCUACCAGGAGGCACUCUCCAUCCCCGGCCUCAAGGAGCAGAUCAGGAGCCUCAACCACAGCCUCACCGCGCUGCACAGAGACAGAGCAGAAUCUCUGAUGGCGGACCAGCCCCUCCCGGCAGAGGGGGGGGUGAGGAGCAGUAGCCACGCCCCCCUCAGGGAGCAGCAGAUCCUCACGGCUCCUGACCCCGCUGACAGAGGAGGAGCCCUGGAGAAGGAGGUGGAGGAGCUGGAGGUCAGGGUCCAGGCCCUGGAGGAGCAAGGGGGAGGAGCGCAGGAGGAGCAGCUCCAGCAGGAGGUGCUGUGGUUGAGGAGGGCGGUGGAGGAUCAUCUGCGGCUCUUUAAGAAGGUCUUCAGACAGGCUGAGACCCUGGAGGACUCCCACCGGACCCUGGACCUGCAGGACCUCUGGACCCUGAGCCAGGACCCCCGCAGAGAGAGGAGAAGAGGGGGAGAGAGGAGGGGAGAGAAGGACGGACAGAAGGACGGAGAGGUUAGAAGAGAAGCCCUCCAGGGCAGGAGGGACCCCAAAGCAACUGCACCCCGGCCUCAGAGCAGUCCACUGCUCCUGGCAACCGGUCUCCUUGGCGACGGGCGGUUCCUGGGGUUCAAAGCGUCUCUGAACGUGGGCGGAGAUUACUCAGAGACGUCCAGGCGCUUCACGGCGCCGCAGACCGGACUCUACCUGCUGCUGCUGACCCUUGACCUAAGGCCGGGCCACACCCACCUGCUGCUGAGGAGGCGGUCCGGGACGGAGCUGCACCUCUUGCAGGAGGAGGUGAAGGAGGAGGCCGGAGCGCUCUCCUUCCUCCGUCUGCUGCAUCUGGAGGAGAAGGAGUGGCUCUCUGUGGAGCUGAGAGCAGGAGGACUGCUGGACCCCAGCAGCACCGCCCUGGCAGUGCUGCUGCUGCACUAGCGCCCCUGGUGGUCACUAUGUAGCACUGCUGCACUAGCGCCCCUGGUGGUCACUAUGUAGCACUGCUGCACUAGCGCCUCUGGUGGUCCCUAUGGAGCACUGCUGCACUAGCGCCCCUGGUGGUCACUAUGUAGCACUGCUGCACUAGCGCCCCUGGUGGUCACUAUGUAGCACUGCUGCACUAGCGCCCCUGGUGGUCACUAUGUAGCACUGCUGCACUAGCGCCCCUGGUGGUCACUAUGUAGCACUGCUGCACUAGCGCCCCUGGUGGUCACUAUGUAGGAAUGCUGCCCAAGUUACACCUGAGGGGAAUUGAACUGUCAAACCUUCAGCUGGAGAUUUCCACCAAUGUAAAUCAUUUGUAUAUGAAAUAACGAGUUAUAUAAAUAUGUAAUACAUAUAUGUAGAAAAAAAAAAGAUUUACAUAUUAAUAAAGACAAAUUAACAAAUAA
Molecule: messenger RNA, 2585 nt
Organism: Gadus macrocephalus (Pacific cod)
Lineage: Eukaryota; Metazoa; Chordata; Actinopteri; Gadiformes; Gadidae
Product: multimerin-2-like
Exons: 7
Molecular function (GO): protein binding
Source: RefSeq, a predicted model, not a curated record